Heterostelium album PN500 is the source of this 948-nucleotide messenger RNA. RefSeq lists its product as uncharacterized. Lineage: Eukaryota; Evosea; Eumycetozoa; Acytosteliales; Acytosteliaceae. The transcript has a single exon. The coding region runs from base 1 to 948 and encodes 315 amino acids. The record is from RefSeq and is a predicted model, not a curated record.
AUGUUUGAUAGUUUACAGAAUCAACAACAACAACAUCAACAACAACAACAACAGCAACAACAACAAUUUCAACAAUUCAACAAUAGAUAUGAUGAAAUUAAAAAUGAUGCACUUGUAAAAGUUAAUGAGUUUAAGAAUAUAGGUAUACCUAUAUAUAUCGAUGUGCCUAUUAGAUCGACGAAACCAAGUGCAGAGGAACAAUCGAUAAUCGAUAACAUCGAAGACUAUCUCAAUGGUAGCAACAAGCGAAAGUUGGUCGAGUGGUAUUUGGAUUACAUCGAAACCAACAUCGAUCGAUUCCUCAUCAGUGACUCUGCCUUUAACUUUUCUUGUAUUCCAACAAUGUAUUUAGAUAAUCCACCUUCUUCAAUGACAGAGAUCGAAAGAAAUCUUCUAAUAGUAAGACGUUUCUUAGAUGAUUUAGAAUUUAAUCAACAACAACAAAAAGUACAACAACAACAAGAACAAGUUAAUAACAAUAAUAAUAAUAAACCAAAUCAACAUAAUACAAAAAUAUAUCGUGAAUUAGUUGUACCUGUAAGGUCGGUUGUACAAUCGGCAAUCAAUAAGAGUAAGAGUGAAUUCGAUGUUAUCAUUUGGCAUUGUUUGGCACCGUUUGGUGUUGGACAUCGCUCAAAGUCACGCUCGUCGAAAGAGUUCUACCGGUUGGCGAAAGCCAAGCUUGAGCAGCAGCCUGCUGUCAUACCGAAUGCCCAGAAGCUACAAACGAUCAUCGAUGACCUUCAGCAUCUAGAGUUGAUGGAGACAUACGACGACGAAUUUUUUGUGAUGGAUCACUCGACGGCGUCACCCGAUGAUCCUGUGGUCGGUGUAAUCGGUCUGAUACUCAAUAGAUUGCAUCGUUUGGAGAACGAACUUAAAACCAUACAACACCAUUGGAAUCCAAAUAAAUCUUAUAUCAAUACCCCUCCUUCCACCAUAAGAUAA